Pyricularia pennisetigena is the source of this 1413-nucleotide messenger RNA. RefSeq lists its product as uncharacterized. Lineage: Eukaryota; Fungi; Ascomycota; Sordariomycetes; Magnaporthales; Pyriculariaceae. Bases 1 to 1413 code for a protein of 470 amino acids. The transcript has a single exon. The record is from RefSeq and is a predicted model, not a curated record.
AUGGCCGCAGCUUCGGGGUAUGGACCCGUGAUCUUCAGUUCCCAUGAGGCUUCAAGGUCUCGGUCCCCGGGGAGUUUCCUCAUGUUAUUAGUUACCUUGUUGGCUCUUUUGGCCAACGCGACCGCUGUCUCGAUCAACAAUCCCAUCAUAACGCCAGACAGCUUAGGAGGGGCGGCUGCGAACAACCACCCAUCAAAUUUGGAAAUCAGAUCGAACGGCCCACGAGGGUCUGAAGCUCCAUGGGCUCCCAGAAGAGCUCUUGCCAUCAGGCCGAGGGGCACGCCCGUCAUACAUAAACGCGCGACGCCUCCGAUCCCAUCGCCAACCGCACAGGUCACCUCAGGACCGGGCAGCUCACCUAUCCACUGCCCAGCCGACAACCUCACCGUCUUCACCGAGCCUUCGACAUCCAAGCGCUACGUCGUUAUGUGUGGGCGUGACUACCACUCGUCCCUCGGCGCUAUAGAUUUGUACAAUGUAGCAGCAAAAUCACUCAACGAUUGCAUCGACGUGUGCGCGAAGGAUAACAGUGGAUGCACGUCGGUGGGCUGGGGGUAUAUGGACGAUACAGCAGGGUUCAGGUGCUUUCUCAAGAGCUCUAUCGGGGAACCUCACGACUCUGCGGGUUGGAUGUUUGCGGUUGAGGACCCCAGCCAGCCGGGAAACCCGGCCCCGCCCCCAAGCCAGGGAUUGAGUGCGGACGCAAAGGCUGGAAUAGGUGUCGGAGCCGCGGCCGCCGUUGUACUCAUGGGCGUUGGUAUCCUCGCCGGUUGGUACUAUCGGCAGCGCAAGUCUAUUGCUGAACAAAGUUUGGGACAAGCCAAGGACCUGUCGGAGAGCUCGAGCAGCAUCGGACACGGUUCCCACAGGACACACUCGCCGGCACCACCGUCUUUUCAGCGAUCUCUAAACCAAAUGCCAGCAGGCGAAUGUCUUGAGCUUCCGGGUAGUCCUGUCAAUGUCGACCCGGCUCCCGGUAGUCCGGCCCAAGACGACAUCCCAAUUCGUUGUGUGGCAACAUAUCUUGUCAGACAGCAACAGCGUAUCUUGGAUAGCUGUCGCCCAGCAAGACCCAAAGACGACCCAAAAACGGGGCUGGCAAGCAUUGAUACCACCAACUCGCAAUGGGGAGUAACAUAUACCCGCAGUCCCGACGGAACUCUAGCCCCCAUGAGCGCAAUGACGGGUCACGGAAGUUUUGCGGUAACGCCAUGGAGCGCAACGCAGCCCAGUCCGGCCUCGGAGCUCCCAGUGGUCCGUAGAGGCCCGAAUGGCUAUGGUCCAGAAUAUGAGAUGGCCUCAGAUGUCACGGCGGCGGCCGGGAGGUCGGAGCGAGCAGCAGAAAAAUUUUUACUGUCCGACAUGGUUCUGUUCAAGAAGCAGCUGGUUUCGGAGAAGGCCGCGGAUGGAUAG